CGUCCGUGGCCGCCGCCUUUGUCACUAUUAACAUUUAACGAUUUAUUCCGAUCCCUGCUUACGCCGGUUGUUCGGCGCAUAAAUGCAUAUUAAUCAAUUAUAUAGAUCAAUUAUGCAUGCAACACAUUAUCGCGAUAUCGUCUGACAAUUGUUUACUAUUACUAUAACUACACUCGAGACACUCGCGAGUCGUGUACAUCGAGCGAGUGGAUUAGUGGAACAAUGUCAUUAAAACCCAUUACACGACCAGUUUUCGUUUGCGCAAUAAUAAGGUGCCUAAAAAGUAAUAAGUAAAAGACGCACCGCCGUCGUCGACCUCGCACAGUCAGUCGCACAGGUUUUUCGUUUCGAGUUCUGCUCUUCAUAGGUAGUUCUCAGAAACCGUAUCGGACAAUACCUAUUAUUUAUUAAUUAUUAUUUCAACGAAAUCGUCCGAAGUUGAACAACUACUAACCGUACUUACCUAUCUUUUUUUAUUUUAUUAUUUCUCCAUCGCCGGCCGUGACAAAAGAACGAUAUAAUAUUAUAAUGUAAUAUAAAAUAUUCAAUGAUCAAACCUUCGAACUCAACUUCGCACGAUAAUUUGAUUAAUUAAUAUUAGCUCCUGAUUAUGUUACGACCUUAGACCUCAUAACAAUGCUACUGAUAAACGACUAUAAGUUUGAAAUAACCAGCACUGCCGCGAUCAUGUUUAUUAUUAUCAUGUACACUUCUAGUCAUGCUUUUCGUUACUACGCCAAAUAUACCAUAUUUUCAGUAUUGUCAUAUAUAUCUGCAACUAUAUUCUUACCAUUAAUGUUAUGGAGACCAAGGGACUACAGGAAUGGAUUAUUACCUGCAUGGGGUGGACGCCAAGUAUCAAAAAUAUUAGGGAUAACAUGGGAAAUGAAGGGUAAAGAAAAUAUUGUACAAAAUUCAGGUUGUGUUGUUCUGAUCAAUCAUCAAAGCUGUUUGGAUUUAUUAGUAUUGUCUGAAAUAUAUCCGGUAAUGGAAAAAUGCACUGUGAUCUCCAAGAAAGAAAUAUUUUACUUUUGGCCUUUUGGUCUAGCGUCGUGGUUGUGGGGAACAAUAUUCAUAGACCGUUUAAAUGCAGAAAGUGCUCAGAGGACUCUUAAUAAGACUGGAGAAGCUAUUCGUCAUAAACAAGCAAAGCUUUGCAUGUUUCCUGAAGGCACAAGACACGGUGGACCAGAACUCUUGAAUUUUAAAAAAGGUGCAUUCCAUGUUGCAAUUUCAGCUCAAUGUCCUAUACAGCCAGUAGUUGUGACACAAUAUUUCUUUGUGGACCACGGAAAACGUACAUUUGAUCCCGGCCACGCAGUCAUAACAAUAUUGCCUCCUAUAUCCACUGAGGGAAUGACCAAAGAAGAUUUACCUGGUCUUAUUGAAAAGUCUAGAACUGCAAUGCAAGAAGCAUACACAAAAUCUUCGGCAGAAAUAAAAACAAAAUAUUAUAAUAUCAGCUAAAAUUGUAUUAUUGUUUUUGAUUCUUAUGAGUAUUUGACUUUCAAUAUUUUAGUGUGUUUAACAUGAUCAAGUACCAUUGUAACUACUAAGUACUAACUAUAAAUUAGCACCAAGCUUAUAGUUAUUCGGUACUAAGUGUGCUUUACAGUAUUUUUUAUUUUUGACAAAAUAUUUUUAAUUGUUAAUACAUACAAUAUCGUAACCCAUGAACAAUUUUGAAUAAUUAUGGUCUCUUCAUUAUUAAAUAGCAUUUGUCAAGCUUUGGAGUAAAAAUAGGUAUUCAAAUUUGAAACUCUAUUUUUGAUUAAUAUUAUAAAUGUUAUUUUUUUACUAAGAAAAAUUAUAUACUGAAUUAAACGAACACAUAAGUUGUUUGUAAGAUUAAAGAAACCAAAUAUAUAUUUACACCAAAAAUCACUAUUUAUAUUUUAUAAACUGUUGUCAACCAAUUUUCUCAACUAAGCACAGAUUUGUAAAUUUAUGUCUACAAUGUACAGUUUGUAUUAUAAAAAUAAAACUUAUUUAAUU
Messenger RNA from Acyrthosiphon pisum (pea aphid), 1995 nucleotides. Its product is annotated as 1-acyl-sn-glycerol-3-phosphate acyltransferase alpha. Gene Ontology annotation, molecular function: 1-acylglycerol-3-phosphate O-acyltransferase activity. Bases 637 to 1467 code for a protein of 276 amino acids. The record is from RefSeq and is a predicted model, not a curated record. Gene Ontology annotation, biological process: phosphatidic acid biosynthetic process. Lineage: Eukaryota; Metazoa; Arthropoda; Insecta; Hemiptera; Aphididae. Gene Ontology annotation, cellular component: membrane; endoplasmic reticulum. The transcript is spliced from 6 exons.